Messenger RNA from Oryza sativa Japonica Group (Japanese rice), 1731 nucleotides. Its product is annotated as protein TUNICAMYCIN INDUCED 1. The record is from RefSeq and is a predicted model, not a curated record. Lineage: Eukaryota; Viridiplantae; Streptophyta; Magnoliopsida; Poales; Poaceae.
AUCCUCCGUCUUCCCCACCCUUCCCUCCGUGAAGAGAGAUCCCCAUCCACCUUCGGGGAAGGUAAGCCUCGAGCCCUCGACUCGAGACCUACCUCUCCCCGAGCUCGAAUCCUUCUCGAAGCUUCCAGAUUCUUCCACCCCCCCCCAACCCUAGCCAUGGCUUCCUCCUCCUCGCCUCUGCCCCUUCUCUGCCUCCUCCUCCUCAUGCUGCUCCCCUCCCCCUCCUCCUCCGCCUCGUUCUCCUUCGCCACCGCUUCCUCCAACGCCUCCCUCUCCACCUUCAGCGACAGCGACCCGGAGCCGGAGCUCGCGCGGGAGCCUACUUUCCUCGAGGAGGUCAUCGAUGCCGUGUCGGAGAAGUACGACUGGGACCCCGACGCGGAGGUCCGGGUCUGGCCGCUCGACGCCGACGCCGCCCGGGUCGGCGCCGUGCAGCGCUACGAGUUCCGCGCACGGGCGGGAUCGGCGUCGGCGCUGGUGCGGCUCGCCGACGAAUCCGUGGAGUGGAGGCACCCCGCCGCGCCGGCCGUGGAGGAGGUGGAUGGGCCCGACGGGCUCGACGUCGUCCCCGGCGAUGGCGCGUUGGGGUUUCGCCCGGGCGUGAGGGACGUUGACCUCGUCGGGCCGGUGGAGGUGAGGGUUGCAAGCGGCGGGGAUGGUGGCUCCAUCGAACUGCAGUUGCCGUCGCGGAAUGCUACCUAUGCAGGACUGAAGAGGGUAAUUGUUGCUGCUGGCGUUGCAUUGAAGGUUAUUGGUGCGCAGAAAGUUAUCUUUACCCAUCCUCACAGUAUAGGUCUUUUAACAAAUGGAAGCCUAUUGGCUAGUAAUAAUGAUCCAAGUCGAAUAUGGCCUCUCAGCUAUGCAACUUGUGCUCCGAUACUUCAAGUCAGUGUUGUAGGAUCAGUCAUGAUAGUUGUUAAUGAAAGCAAUGUGCUUGGGAGGCGGAGAUCACAUGACACUGUGGAGUUAUUAUCAGAAAAAUGUGAAGUGGAUGUAGCAAACCGGUUGAUCUCAGUUUGUGUGUUCUGUUCAAUUAGUUCAAGACUGCCAAGGCUAGAUAAAAUCUUGAAGACUUGGUUUAGCAAUAAAACUCAGGAUAGCAAAUCAAUGCAGUUUAUCCAAGCUAAAGUGACAUCAAUACCUUUGAUAAAAUUCCGUUUGGAGCUUGAGAGGGACAUCACUGAAGAGGAUGGCAUCUGGGAAAAUAUUUCCAAGUGGAAAACAGUACCUAUGGUCCAGCGCGUCGCACUUGAUGUUGUAGCUAAGGUUGAAGAAGAAGGCAGGCUGAAGGCUAUGUCAGUGAAGAAGGUUAAAAAACCUUAUCCAGUAGUGGACGCUUCUUCUUGGAGCAGCUUGACUUCAAAUAUUUCUUUCACAAAGUUCAUGUCUUUCGUUUUGCCACCAGAACCGUUGACACUGGAUGUGAAGUGGUGAUAUUUUCUGGUUCUCAUUUACUCAUAGGGUUUAUAGGAAAUUGCACAUAUUAAUCAAAUCCGUGUAUAAUUGACUAGGCUGAAAGAAGUUGUACCUGAAAAUGGGGUUGGAAUGUACUACUAUAUUAAAAUUUUGGAUUUUCCCUGACUAACUGUGUUGUUUCAACCUCAUUCUUUAUAGAUGUUAGUUCUCUUGUGCAACGAAUUUUGGAUGCUAGUUCUCUUGUGCAAUGUCAGUGCUUACAUGCUGGGAUUAUUUCUAAUGUGGCAAGGAAGAUUGAGAUUAGAGUUGCUCCAA